Molecule: messenger RNA, 714 nt
Organism: Drosophila subobscura
Lineage: Eukaryota; Metazoa; Arthropoda; Insecta; Diptera; Drosophilidae
Exons: 2
Coding region: 68-604 (178 amino acids)
Source: RefSeq, a predicted model, not a curated record
GUCAUUUGGCUUGAUUGCUGAAAACAUUUAAUACAAAAUCACUCAGCAAAACAGACAAGUCGAAAAUAUGAAUAUGUCUUUUACAAAAACUGAGCAAAAUUAUCUGAAAGCUGACUUGGACAAUGACGUGGAGUUUCUCAACGAUGCAAUUGAUAAAUCAAUAGUCUCUGGUCUCACCGUGGAGCCGCAGGCAUGCAAGCAGCUCUUGGAGUCUAUCUACGGCAGGGCCAAGCGACUCAUGUUAAAGGCUCAGAAAUAUGCGGAAGAUGAGCAGCGACAGGACAUUACCCUCGCGGACUGGAAGAAGGUGCAAAGGUUGCUGCCGAAAAAGAGCAAGCUGCUGAGCAUCAAGGAGAAGAACGACAUCAUUGCGAGCCAGGACAAAGCCAUGCCAACGGCCACUACCACGGGCCCGUGCUCCGGGCUGAUGCUGCCGCCGCUGUCGCACUGCAUGUUGGGUCCCACGGUCAUCUUGGAGGGAAUGUCGCGUCUACAGGUUACUGCGUCACCACUGAAGAAAGUGAGGAGCGACAUCAUUGCGAACCAGAAGCCGGACAUGCCAAUGGGCACCGCCAGUACAAGCGGGGUCCAACGGCCACUUUGAAGGGAAUGUCGCGUCAUACUUCUCAUGCGAGUGCUGCGGUUGCUCAGGCGAAUGCUGCUGCUUCUCAGGCGUAUGCUGUAGCUCCUCAACUGAGAGCUGCAGUGUUCCAG